Mya arenaria is the source of this 3051-nucleotide messenger RNA. RefSeq lists its product as uncharacterized. Lineage: Eukaryota; Metazoa; Mollusca; Bivalvia; Myida; Myidae. The record is from RefSeq and is a predicted model, not a curated record. The transcript has 2 exons. The coding region runs from base 139 to 1911 and encodes 590 amino acids.
ACAACGAAAAAAACUUUCAUUGCGGAAGAUUUCGUAGAUACCACGGUGUUAUAUAUGCUUUAUAUGGAUAUUUAAAAAACUGAACAAAAGAAGAAUGUCGGUUUCGACUUAUAAACUAAUUUGACGUUUAAACAGCGGAUGAAAAUGUUAUGUGAAAUGAAAGAUGAACAAUUAUGCGAUGGACAACAUGAAAUACCGGAAACAGCCGUCGCCAUCUGUUUUGUACAUCAAGAACUUCUUUGUGUUGACUGUUUAAUUAACAAGAAACAAUCGGAAUGUAAGUUGAAACGUAUAAACAAGCUCUCGUCGAGUGAGAAUCAAUUGAUUGAGGUGUUAAAAAUUAAGAAAUGCCUCGCUGAACGGAAACGUUUAGUAACGAGACACAAAAAAAGUGUGCGUGAAGAAAUCGAUACAUUGAAAAGUAGAAUCAAAUAUCACGCUCAGGAAUUGAUUCUUAGAGUGCAAGAACAUGAAGCAAACACGAUUAGGGAUCUUAACGAUAAAUCGAAGCUUCUGGUUGUCACGGAUGAUGAUGAAAUGGAAAAGAUUCUAGAUUUAGAAAAUGACAUUUCUGUAGUAACUAAGUGUUUCUCUGCGGAAGAUGGUAACAUAAAGCAAUCAGAGGUUUUAAGAUUAAAAGACAAGUUAGAAAAUAUUGUGAUUAUGAAAGACAAUACAGUAUUGAGUAGAUAUACUAAAAAACUAUUUUUAUCCUCUUUAGACACAAAUGAAUUAGGAACUGUGGAAAUACUCGAUGCAGACAAUAUGCUAGAUAUAAAAGAUGUUCAAACGAAGAAACAGUUUGAAAGCGAAUCUUUUGAAUAUAAUCUAGGAUCUGAAGAAACGACUGAUUUAAACGCCGAAGAAGACGUAUAUGUUAUGACAGUGCCAUCGAAUGGAAAAGAAAAUCAUAUUAAAAAUAGAUCACUUCUAGAGUCAGAAAAAAAUAAAGAGGAAUGGCAAAAGUGCACUAGUCCUUGGGAAAAAGACAUAUCAAAAACUCAAGAAACUCCCAACAAGGAGCAAGGGUUCCCUCCUUUCUUUGGUUUUGUUGGGUUGGAAAACAAUCAAAUUGUUAUUCAUGAGAAAUCUGAAAAAGCCAAACUUUCCACAGCAUCAUUUACUCACCUUUUAGUAACGGAUCAUAAUGAGCUGGUAUUGUUUGAUCAAUACACACAUGGACUUAUUGUUUGUAAUUUUUCAGGAGAAAUCAAAAUGAAACAUGCACUUUUAAAAGCUCCACUGAAAAUCACACAGUAUGAAAACAACUCCUUUGCAAUAUUGAAUUGUAAAGACUUCACGAUUCAAAUCUUCUGUGUCGAGAACGAACAUCUAGCAACAUCGGAUAUGGACUUUUUAAUACCUGUUUCGAAAGCGUUCCAUGUGCUUGGAUUUGCGUACGACAAUAACCGCAAACAAUUUGCUUUACAUGGGAUUGAGAGAGACGAGGGCUUAUUGUUUCUAAUACGCGCCACGGACAAUGAAAUGUCCUAUGAAAUCCGUAGAUUCCACGUGUCUUCAGUACAGCAACAGUGCAGACCUGGUGAUUAUCAAACACAGUAUGACUUUGAAAGGAAUUGUGUUUACAUACUAAAUAAAUCGCACAAGACAAUAAAAUGCUUUUUGUUUGCAAAAAACAAGUUUGGAUGGAAAAUCGCGUGCAAUGAUGCCAGUUUUGUCCCUGAUCAGCUGGUGUUCGAUCAACAAAAUCUGUACAUUACAUCAAAGGAAAACGUCACAGUGUUCUCGAAGAAUUCUGGGGAAUGCAAGACGACACACAAUGCAUGUAUCGGAGAGUUGAAGGCAAUCUGUUUAAUGAAACAUCAUCACAUAGCAAUUGUGUCGUGUAACUCUUCCGAUCCACAAACAUCAAUGACCCUUGAAUGUGUAGCACUUCCAGCUUGUGACUGAAUUUGAAAUAGUGAUCAUAAUUAGAAUCAACCCAUUAAAACGGACAUAAAAGAACAAUAUGAGAAUGUAUGCGACUGAUUCCCCGAGAUUAGAGUGAAAAGUUAAAAUAAUUUGAAUUGUCCCUGUAUAUAUUUAACUAUAUAUGUAUAUAAAUAAUCAGAUUAAUGAAUAUUAAAACAUAGUUUGUUUUUACCAGACAGUUAUGAAUACGUGUUGAAUAAGCAAUAAUCUUAGAAAGUAAUGUCUAUGUUUAAGAUAUGGCGGACACAUGCAUGUGUAAAUGCACAUGCAAUGUUUGUGUAUAAGCUUGUAAAGGACGAUUUGAUAGUAUGCAUGUUUUACCAAAUAUUUUGCAGGAUAUCCCUGGAUUUUUUUUAUUUGUGAUUUUAGAAAGAAAUUCAUGCAUUAAAUGGAUUUGAUUACGUAUAACUAGACAUAAUCAUUUUUAAAUACUGUGUUUUGAACACUCUUGUGCUGGAUACAUUUAAACUAAUUUCAUUAGUCGAUAAAUUAGCAUGUAACGAAAUGAGAAACAAAAGGGCCAAGCUGGCUCUAUAUCGCUCACCUGGUUAGGUCAAAGAAUAUUGAAGAAAUUGAUCGGUCAACAUACUAGAUACAGAUUAAACGCCGGCCCACUCGUUCACGGCAGGUGAAACUAUGAAAUGGCCCGUUCUUUAAACGGGCUUAUAAAAAAAAAUGUAUUUCUUAUUAAAAUCUAAACGACCAUAGCUCUUGUUUAUUUGGAGUUAUAUAACUUCUCACAAAAUAGCCAUUACUGUCAAUUAAAUCAUGAAGUUAGAAGUUGAUAUCUCAAUGAUUGUAAAACAAUAAAUUAAUAAAAAAAUAAUAAUUUCGAAAAAGUUCGGCAGACGGUUGCUGAAGAGGAGAUUUUAGGUAAUAUUCAGCAUAUUAUUUAAUAUAAAGGGCAAAGGUAGAACUAAAGCGAUAUUCAUUUGUGUAUUCAUUUUGAAUAUAUAUAACCAUUUUAAACCUUUUCACGAUCUGUGUUAAGCUAUCUCCGUGCAGUUAGUGCUGUAAAGCACGCCCUAAUUUCGUAUCUUUGAUAUAUGUGUUUUGUUUAUUAUUGUCAGUGUUGCCGACUAUGCCAAGCAUCAACUGAACGAGCACUUGUGUGUUUUG